AUGAGAUAUUCCCUCCUUCCCUCAGUCCAUGGUCUACCCAUUGGGGAGCAGAUGGCUAAUCAAGCAGCAGCACCUCUCAAUUGCCUGCAGGAGUCCUGGAGCCUUGCGUGCAAGCCGAGCCCUAACCCAGGGCUUAACAUAAACUUCGGGCUCUCAGGUCAUUGGGAAAUAACAGGCAUCUGGGAUCCCACCUCCCUGACCAGGGAACGAACCCCUGAGUUGGAAGGUAAAGUCUUAAUCACUGGACCACCAGGAAAUCCCUACAAUUCAGCUCUGAAGCCUCCAAAAGGCUGGUUGGAGUGGGAGAAGGUGUCCAUUCUGUCCCUGUGCUUCAUCUAA
This is a messenger RNA of Rangifer tarandus platyrhynchus (Svalbard reindeer), 339 nucleotides long. The record is from the annotation of a GenBank genome assembly. NCBI's taxonomy places the organism in Eukaryota, Metazoa, Chordata, Mammalia, Artiodactyla, Cervidae.